AUGUCUGGGGAGUGCCAGGAGCCUGGGCCAGAGGGGCCUGAAGGCGGGUCCCCAGGGUCAGGUGGGUACUCUGGGGCCUUGGGCUCAGGUCAGUGUUCCCAUCCAACCACGCCUGCCCCCUGGAGCCUGCCCCGCUGGAGAGCUUAUGUGGCCGCGGGGGUGCUUUGCUACACCAACCUCCUGAACUACAUGAACUGGUUCAUCAUCGCAGGAGUGCUGUUGGAUGUACAGAAGUUUUUUCGCAUCAGUGACAGCAGUGUUGGUUUGCUUCAGACGGUCUUCACCGUCUGCCUGCUGCUGUCUGCACCUGUGUUUGGCUACCUGGGCGACCGACACAGCCGCAAAGCCACGCUGAGCUUUGGGAUCCUCCUCUGGUCAGGAGCGGGCCUCUCCGGCUCCUUCAUCUCCCCCCGGUAUUCCUGGCUCUUCUUCCUGUCCCGGGGAGUCGUGGGCGCUGGAACUGCCAGCUACUCCACCAUCGCACCCACCAUCCUGGGCGACCUCUUCGUGAGAGACCAGCGGACCCGAGUACUGGCCAUCUUCUACAUCUUUAUUCCUGUUGGAAGUGGCCUGGGCUACGUGCUGGGGUCGGCGGUGAAGGCGCUGACUGGGAGCUGGCACUGGGCCCUCCGAAUUAUGCCCUGCCUGGAAGCUGUGGCCUUGAUUCUGCUCAUCGUGCUGGUUCCAGACCCUCCGCGGGGAGCUGCUGAGAAGCAGAGGCAGGCGGCCCUGGGGGCCCUGAGGAGCAGCUGGUGGGCGGAUGUCAAAUACCUGGGGAGAAACUGGAGUUUUGUGUGGUCCACCCUUGGAGUGACAGCCAUGGCCUUUGUGACCGGAGCCCUGGGCUUCUGGGCCCCCAAGUUUCUGUUCGAGGCCCGUGUGGUGCAUGGGCUGCAGCCUCCCUGCUUCAAGCAGCCGUGUGACAGCAAGGACAGCCUGAUUUUUGGGGCACUGACUGUCGUGACUGGCAUCAUUGGGGUUGUCCUGGGAGCAGAGGCUUCAAGGAGGUACAAGAAAGUCAACCCGCAGGCCGAGCCUCUCAUCUGUGCCUCUAGUCUGCUCGCUGCAGCGCCCUGCCUGUACCUGGCUCUCACCCUGGCUCCGACCACUCUUCUGGCUUCCUACGUGUUCCUGGCCCUUGGGGAGCUGUUUCUGUCCUGCAACUGGGCGGUGGUUGCUGAUAUCCUGCUGUCAGUGGUGGUGCCCAGAUGCCGGGGGACAGCAGAGGCGCUUCAGAUCACAGUUGGCCACAUCCUGGGCGACGCCGGCAGCCCCUACCUUAUUGGACUUAUCUCCAGCGCUCUGCGGGCCAGGUACCCUGACUCCUACCUGCAGCGCUUCCUCAGCCUUCAGAAGAGCUUCCUGUGCUGUGCCUUUGUCAUUGCCCUCGGAGGCGGCUGCUUCCUGCUGACGGCACUGCACCUGGAGAGAGACCAGGCCGAGGCCCAGCAGCCUGGCACAGGGACCCUGGACAGCGAAAACAUAGAGAGCCAACACCUGCUUUCCGGCACAGGGACCUCCACAGAGGACUUCUGAGGGCCCUGCCCUG
Artibeus jamaicensis (Jamaican fruit-eating bat) is the source of this 1549-nucleotide messenger RNA. RefSeq names its product SPNS lysolipid transporter 3, sphingosine-1-phosphate (putative) (gene SPNS3). Gene Ontology annotation, cellular component: membrane. Gene Ontology annotation, biological process: transmembrane transport. Gene Ontology annotation, molecular function: transmembrane transporter activity. The record is from RefSeq and is a predicted model, not a curated record. The transcript has 12 exons. Bases 1 to 1536 code for a protein of 511 amino acids. NCBI's taxonomy places the organism in Eukaryota, Metazoa, Chordata, Mammalia, Chiroptera, Phyllostomidae.